This is a messenger RNA of Sinocyclocheilus rhinocerous, 2458 nucleotides long. Its product is annotated as phosphatidylinositol 3,4,5-trisphosphate 3-phosphatase TPTE2-like. The record is from RefSeq and is a predicted model, not a curated record. Gene Ontology annotation, cellular component: membrane; cytosol. NCBI's taxonomy places the organism in Eukaryota, Metazoa, Chordata, Actinopteri, Cypriniformes, Cyprinidae. The transcript is spliced from 21 exons. Gene Ontology annotation, biological process: dephosphorylation; transmembrane transport; monoatomic ion transport. The coding region runs from base 259 to 1845 and encodes 528 amino acids. Gene Ontology annotation, molecular function: monoatomic ion channel activity; phosphatidylinositol-3,4,5-trisphosphate 3-phosphatase activity.
GUGAUUGUUCAGAAAGCAGAAAAGCUGCCUGCGAGUCGAGCAAAGGAAGGAAACUGUUUUCCCGGAUGCGCUUUCUGACUGAUAUUUAAUUUAGAGCUUCAUACUUGAUUUCGAAACUUUCUGGUACAGACAACUUUCCGGAUUAGUAAUCCAUGGGAUAUUAAUCAGAAAAUCUUUUAAUCCACCUCAGAAAGCUUGAAUUUGGACCCUCUGAGGAUUUAUUGGUCUAAAAGAGAAACUUAAAACUUUCCAGUAAAAAUGACAUCAGUGCAUUUCAACCCUGGGUUAGAUUCCAAGGAAGUUAAUGGCAGUAAUGGGGUGAAAGAGGAGGCAGAGGUGCAGAUUGAUGACGGAAAGGAAGAGACUGAGGACCCAGACACCAUGUACCAUCGUAUCCGGGAAACUAUAGCUCCUUUUGUGAUGUCUUUUGGUUUUCGUGUUUUUGGCUUGGUACUGAUCAUUGUGGAUAUUAUUCUGGUCAUUGUGGACUUUUCUCUUUCCAACGGUAGUCACGAUGUUAGAAGAGCAAUGGAGUCUGUUUCGCUUGUCAUCUCCUUCUUUUUCCUCAUUGAUGUGCUGCUCCGUGUAUACGUGGAAGGAUUCAAAGUGUAUUUCAGCUCAAUACUGAAUAUAAUAGAUGCGUGUAUUGUGGUUGUUACCCUGGUGGUCACCAUGAUCUACGCAUUCACCGAUCUCUCCGGAGCUAGCCUGAUUCCCAGGGUGGUCACGUUCCUGAGAUCUCUGAGGAUAUUGAUUCUGGUACGUGUCUUCAGACUGGCCUCUCAGAAGAAAGAGCUUGAAAAGGUCACCAGGAGAAUGGUGUCCGAGAACAAAAGACGGUACCAAAAAGAUGGAUUUGAUCUGGACCUCACUUAUGUCACAGAAAGAGUCAUUGCCAUGUCUUUUCCAUCGUCUGGGAAGCAGGCGCUCUAUAGGAACCCAAUCAGAGAGGUCGCUAGAUUCCUGGACACCAAACAUCUGGAUCACUACAAGGUGUUUAACCUCUGUAGUGAGAAGGGUUACGAUCCAAAGUUCUUUCACUAUAGAGUGGAGCGUGUUAUGAUAGAUGACCAUAAUGUGCCGUCACUCCAAGAUAUGCUGCGGUACACGGCCUGUGUUAGGGAGUGGAUGGCAGCAGAGUCCAACAAUGUGAUCGCCAUCCAUUGCAAAGGAGGAAAAGGGCGGACUGGGACUAUGGUGUGCACGUGGCUCAUCGACAGCGAUCAGUUUGAGAGUGCGCAGGAGAGUUUGGACUACUUUGGGGAGAGACGGACUGAUAAAAGUAUGAGUUCGAAGUUCCAGGGUGUUGAAACUCCCUCACAGAGUAGGUACGUCGGUUAUUAUGAGAUCAUGAAGAACCAAUACAACCGUCAGCUACCACCUCAGAAGAGCCUGAAAAUAAAGAGCAUUCGAAUCCACUCCAUCGCAGGUGUAGGGAAGGGGAAUGGGAGCGACCUGAAGGUGAAGAUCAUAGUGAAGCAAGAGCUCGUCUUCCAGUGUGUUUGUGCCAAACAGCAGAACUGUGCGGUGUUUCCUGACACCGGUAGCAAUGCGGUGGUCAUCAGUUUACAGGAAGGGCCUGUUGUGAUUGGAGAUGUGAAGGUCAUGUUUGAGUCCAGUGCUGGUUUGCCAAAGGGUUACGAGGACUGUCCUUUCUAUUUCUGGUUUAACACCUCUUUUGUUGAGAACAACAGCUUGUAUCUCUCGAGGGAGGAGCUGGACAAUCCACACAAAUCAAAGACCUGGGACAUCUACAAGGAGGAGCUGGACAAUCCACACAAAUCAAAGACCUGGGACAUCUACAAGGAGGACUUCGGAGUGACGUUGUAUUUCACAGACCCUUGAGAAGACAAUUCUCUGACAGUGGAUAUUGUUUACUAUUCUUGUCCUUUCGUAUAAGUAGAUAUAUCUCUUGAGGUAUACUUACAAUAAGCUGCAAACUGAAGCCAAUGUAAACACUCCACAUAAAUCUACAGAUAUAUAAGAUUUGAAUGUGAUGUGUAAAAAAUGUCAUUGUAUUUCCAUGGUUGUUUUUGUGUGCAAAAAAUGUAUUGGAAAUUCUUUGUUUUUGUACUGUGGUUCUGUUUAUCCUUGGCAGCAGUUAAAAUUAUUCUGUGAAAGAAAUGAUUCAAAAAAGUAUUUACAUAUCAAACACCUGCUUCCAUGGAAAAUAUGUUUAAAUAUUUGUUGAGUACAUACUGUCAUCAGGCAUGAUCUACUGACUCCUAGUGGUUCUGUCUUGCACUGCGUCACAUUUGAGGAGUGGGAUGCUUGUAUUCAGUGAAACCUAUAAUGUAUUUUCAGCUUGUUCCUAUAAUGUAGCUCUUAUCCACAACAUUUAAAUAGAAAAGAGUCCUUUCUGGUUUAAGUUUUGAAUUCUUUAGAAUAUUUAUAUUUGAUAAAGCUUGGUAACAGAGGUCUACUCUGUAUUUGUAAAUUGAAUGCCAUAUCAAUUAAU